Messenger RNA from Penicillium nucicola, 1446 nucleotides. RefSeq lists its product as uncharacterized. Bases 1 to 1446 code for a protein of 481 amino acids. Gene Ontology annotation, molecular function: glycerophospholipase activity. Lineage: Eukaryota; Fungi; Ascomycota; Eurotiomycetes; Eurotiales; Aspergillaceae. Gene Ontology annotation, cellular component: cytoplasm. The transcript has a single exon. The record is from RefSeq and is a predicted model, not a curated record.
AUGGAGCAAAAGUCAUUCCUGGGGACAUUAUCCCCAUGGAGUACCCCGAGGAGCACAACGCCGCAACCCGAUCGCCAGGGCUCAGAGGUCUUGCAGCGGUCCCAAGGAGAGGAUCAUACAGUGACACAUAGGCAUCGAUUAAGCCUGCGUCGUUAUCCUCCGGAUUGCCCUCCGUUGAAAGUGAGGUGGUUUUACGCAGUGGACUCGCCCAAACGAAAGCCAUCCUUACUAGAGCAGAAAAAGACCGACCAGAAGCCAUUGCCAUUGCCAAAGAAAUUUAUUCCUUUCCCUGGAAAAGACUCUCAGUCUAUUGAAGCCACAUUUCAAAAACUUUCGGAAAUUGAAGAUGCCCAGGAAGUUCAGGCCGAGGAAUCCAAGAAACCCGCACAGUCUGUCUCAACCAAAGUGCCUGUGAACGAGGAUUAUCUGUUUGAUGUGGAUGUAGAACAGCGAGAAUUAAGUCCCACCUAUUGGAUCGGCCCUGUUUAUGAAGUUCGCCGUGGAACCUGGUUCGUCCAAGAUGGGUCUGGAUUAAAACCAUGCGAAGAGAAUCUUGCUACGCAGCUUGAAGAAGGCUACAUCAAGCUUCGUCCCUGGAAGAGCGAGCCAACAGAGUCGGAGUCCUCGGAGCAGGCUUUCAAAAUCAACGAACAGGAUCUUGCUAUUCGACAAGAGGAUGUGCAGACCACCUCCCAAUCAUUUCGACGGCCAACCAACCCAGCCUCUACCGACAAGGGCACAGGAAACGAUCCCAGCCAAUUCGCGACAGAGCCUCAACAGUAUCGUCUGUUUGGGGCUUAUAUGAACAAGAUUGUUUCCUAUCAAGAUUCUUCAACUGCCUGGCUGAUAAAUGAUGAUAUGAUGUCACGGUUCAGUACUACCGUCUAUCAGAAACUAGGAGGUGUUCCGGGUGCCAAAUUGGUGCGUGGCUUCGAGCCCAAGAAGUCGAAGGAAACGGACAACAAGACUUCUGAUCGAAAGGCCGAGAAGGCAUCAAAGUCCAACGACAAAUUCGGAAUGAAUCCCGAAAAGAACAAGUUAGACACACCAAAAGCGUCGCCCGUGGAAUCAGUCGAAGGAGCCGAUAAUUCUGAAACCAGAUCGAUGACUACCUUGGAAAGACAAAUGUCGUCCCUUGCCGGCGAACCGCAGAACCCUGCUGAACUUGAGGAGCAGGCUCGAAAGCAGGAAGAACAAGAAAUGGAGGAUUCGAGGGAAGUUGACAGUGAGGACAGAGAGCGUGAGGUUGACCAUUUGGUCCUUGUCACCCAUGGGAUUGGCCAGCGGCUAGGGUUGCGACUUGAGAGCAUCAAUUUCAUACAUGAUGUGAAUGUACUCCGCAAGACACUGAAGACUGUCUAUAAAGCUUCGCCUGAUCUUCAGGCAUUAAACUCUGCACUGCCUGACAGCGAGAAGAAUUGCCGUGUUCAAGUGCUUCCUGUGUGA